Messenger RNA from Microcebus murinus (gray mouse lemur), 789 nucleotides. It is a transcript of the gene FGF3, whose product is annotated as fibroblast growth factor 3. Lineage: Eukaryota; Metazoa; Chordata; Mammalia; Primates; Cheirogaleidae. Gene Ontology annotation, molecular function: growth factor activity. The record is from RefSeq and is a predicted model, not a curated record.
CCUGCGCGGCCCCGCUGCCGCCCGUUCCAUGGGCGCCGCGCUCGCCUGCAGCCGCCGCCGCCGCGGGGCGGGCGCGAUGCCGCGAUGGGCCUGAUCUGGCUGCUGCUGCUCAGCCUGCUGGAGCCCGGCUGGCCCUCGGCGGGCCCCGGGGCGCGGCUGCGGCGCGAUGCGGGCGGCCGCGGCGGCGUCUACGAACACCUCGGCGGGGCGCCCCGGCGCCGCAGGCUCUACUGCGCCACCAAGUUCCACCUCCAGCUGCACCCGGGCGGCCGCGUCAACGGCAGCCUGGAGAACAGCGCCUACAGCAUCCUGGAGAUCACGGCGGUGGAGGUGGGCAUCGUGGCCAUCAGGGGGCUCUUCUCCGGGCGGUACCUGGCCAUGAACAAGAGGGGCCGGCUCUACGCUUCGGAGCACUACAGCGCCGAGUGCGAGUUCGUGGAGCGGAUCCACGAGCUGGGCUACAACACGUACGCCUCGCGGCUGUACCGGACGGCGCCCGGCGGGGCGGGGGCGCGGCGGCAGCCCGGCGCCGAGAGACUGUGGUACGUGUCUGUGAACGGCAAGGGCCGGCCCCGCAGGGGCUUCAAGACGCGCCGCACGCAGAAGUCCAGCCUGUUCCUGCCGCGCGUGCUGGACCACAAGGACCACGAGAUGGUGCGGCUGCUCCAGGGCGGCCCGGCCAGGGCCCCGGGCAGGGGCGCUCCGCCCGGGAGGCCCCGGGGGCCCGCGAAGCCCUCCCGUGCCCCGGCCCCACAGCCCGGCUCCAGGCUCAUGGCUGGGGUGGCCUAG